AUGGGGAAUAUGUGUUAUAGAGAUUAUGAUGAAGAGAAAUUAUUAGGAGGAUAGGAAAUAAAGAAACCAGAAUCUGUUUAAGGAUCAAUAAUGAAACCAAAACGUAAAUUAAUUUUAUGAUUAUGGAGCUAGUGGAGAUGGUUAGACAAGCGAAGUAGUAAAUUAGAAUUAAACUGAAAUGACAGAUGAUCCUGAAUUGUAAGUGGAAAAGGAUGAAUUUUAUAAAUUAUCUAAUGUAUUAAAUUGCUUUAAGAAUUUAAGGAAAAUACAAGAUAAUUAGAUAUAGCAUCUAAAGCAUAGGAGAGUGAAGGGUAGGGUUAAUAAACUUAAAAAGUUAACAUUGAUAGUUUUAGAUUAUUGAAAGUCUUGGGUAAGGGAUCAUUUGGAAAAGUUAUGUUAGUGCAAUAUAAAUCUAAUUGUAUUAAAUAUAUUAAGGAUAGCAAAAUAUUAUGCAAUGAAAGUUUUAUAAAAAAAGAAUAUCAAGAAUGAAAGAUAAAAACGACAUACUGAGACAGAGAGAAUCAUAUUAGCUACAUGUUCUAGUAUCUUUUUAGUAAGAUUGAGAUAUGCAUUUUAAUCAUAAUAUAAAUUGUAUCUUGUUGUAGAUUAUAUGCCAGGUGGAGAACUAUUUUAUCAUUUAAGAAAAGUAGGAAGAUUCAAAGAAGAUGUAGCUAAGUUUUAUGCAGCCGAAAUAUUAUUGGGAUUAUAAUAUUUACAUGAAAAUCAUAUAAUAUAUAGAGAUCUUAAACCUGAAAACAUUUUACUUGAUGAAAAUGGUCAUAUAAAAUUGACUGAUUUUGGUCUUUCUAAAAUUAUGAUGGAAGAAGAUGAAACUGCUUUUAGUUUAUGUGGAACUCCUGAAUAUUUAGCACCUGAGAUUUUAACAACAAGUAUUAAUUAUUCUUAUUUAAAGAAACUGGUUAUGAUAAAACAUGUGAUUGGUGGAGUUUUGGAGCUUUAUUAUAUGAGAUGUUAGUAGGAGCACCACCUCAUUACAAAGAAAAUAAAAAGGAAAUGAUUCGGAGAAUAUUGACAUAACCAAUACCAUAUCCAUCAUAUUUAUCCGAAAAUGCUCGAUCUUUAUUGGAGUAAUUAUUGGUUGUAGAUGUAAAUUAUAUAUUAUUAUAUUUAUUUAGCCAAAAAAACGUUUGGGAUAUGAAAAUGAUGGAUAUGAUAUAAUGAAACAUGAUUUCUUUAUUGGUAUUGAUAUGGCUGAAAUCAUAUAGCAUAGAGUAUUCAUUUCUCAUUUAUAUUUAGAUCCAACCACCUUAUAAAUUCGAUAAAAAAGAGUUAAAGUAUUUUGAUGAAGGAAUGACUAAAUAAAUUGCAAAAGACACUCCUGUCAAUGGUACCUUGUUACCAAAUUAAAAUUUUUCUAAUUUUACAUAUCAACCUAGUAUGCAAUAAGGUGCUAAUAUGAAAAAGUGAA
Molecule: messenger RNA, 1429 nt
Organism: Paramecium pentaurelia
Lineage: Eukaryota; Ciliophora; Oligohymenophorea; Peniculida; Parameciidae
Source: the annotation of a GenBank genome assembly